AUGGGACUGCAGCGAGGACACGGCUGCGGGCCGGGGUCGGUGGUGGCCUUGCACUCCUUUACCAAGGUGGAGCUGCUGGAGGGACUGCUGUCUUACGCGGGCUAUGAGGAGAUCAAGCCCGAGGGGGCUACUGACGCAGGCAUGUUCUACACCUAUUUCCCGAGGCUGGGCGAAACUCUUGAGACGCCCAAGCCGGACUCGCCUGUGGUCAUCUGGAUGAACGGUGGGCCAGGCUCUUCCUCGCAGAUCGGCAGCUGGACUGAGAUCGGCCCUGUCGAGUGCGUCAAUGGCACGGACGGCAAGCAGGCCCUCAAGCCCAGAGAGCCGGUCACGGGCGUUGGGCUGUCUUUCACCGUACCCAACAACCUGACAGUCAACUCGACCAUCACAGCAGGCAAGCACUUCGUCCAAUUCUUCACGCAGCUGUUCGAGGGCAGCCUGGCGCCCCUCAAGAGCAACCCCCUCUACAUCGUGGGGGAAAGCUUUGGUGGUCACUACGCACCUUACUUCACGUGGCUGCUGGCCCGCCAGGGGGUGCGCAUCAGCGGGAUGAUGAUCGUGGAUGGCUGGAGCUAUCCUGAGGUGCAGAGCCAGUACUACGCUGCUUUCCUGAGAAGCUGGGGGGUGGCGGCAGGCGCGACUGUCGACCGCGUGCUCGGCCAGCAGGCCAACGUUGCACUCACCAUCCGGCAGGGCAAUCUGGAGGCUGCUUCAGGACUGUUCGACGAGGUGACCGGGGACAACUACCCCGGCGAGGGCCGAGACCCCUUCGAAAUCUGGAUGAACAACAACAAGAAGGCCUUGGGAGCACCAGACUUCGCCAACUUUAGUUCGGGCAACGAGAUCAUCUACAACGCCUUCAAGCAGGACAUCCCCCGCAGCUACGCCGACUACGUGGCCGAGGUGGCCGGGCAGAUGCCCGUGCUGGUGAUCAACGGGCAGCUGGACUACAUCGUGAACACUGAGGGUGUGAUCAACGAGCUGGAGCUGAAGGGGCUGAUUGACGGGCAGGGAGGCCCGUGGCGGCUGGAUGGACAGAUGGCAGGACGCGUGUACAAGGGCAAGCUGACACUGGCAGUGGUGAACCUGGCAGGACACACAGUGCCAGAGUACCAGCCAGGCCCUGCGCGGGACGCGAUCCGACACCUGCUGUCGAACAGCAGCGACUGGGACAAUUGA
Hippocampus zosterae (dwarf seahorse) is the source of this 1179-nucleotide messenger RNA. RefSeq lists its product as uncharacterized. The coding region runs from base 1 to 1179 and encodes 392 amino acids. The record is from RefSeq and is a predicted model, not a curated record. Gene Ontology annotation, biological process: proteolysis. Gene Ontology annotation, molecular function: serine-type carboxypeptidase activity. The transcript has 4 exons. Lineage: Eukaryota; Metazoa; Chordata; Actinopteri; Syngnathiformes; Syngnathidae.